AUGAACGCUACCAAACGAAAGUUCAAUGCCCUGAUCCAGGGGAUGGGCAGGUCGUCGACGUCGACCAAGUCCAGCGAUGACUUUUCCAGUCUACCGGCCGAAUCUCCUCGCCCUUCGACGACGUCCCUGCCAGCCUCGACCGCGAGCACAUCGAACACGACGAACACGAAUACGGAUUCAAACGCCAAGAUGCCCUUGUCGAUAGAAGAGGAUAUCCUGCUGAAGCGCCGGCGCCUGCAGGCCUUGACGGAGAGGGCCACCAUCAAGAACACCACAACCGGCGUUGCCGCGACAAAGGUAUCGAAUGUCGUCCUGAAAAAAUGGACGCCCAACUCCAAGGAGACAGUCGUCCAGGUCUCGUCAAAAUACGCCCCGACCGAUCGAAACGAGCUCCUCAAGAGGCUAGCAAGCUUUCAAGAGAUUACGGACUGGACGCCAAAGCCAGACAGGGUCAACGAGAUCGAAUGGGCGAAGAGGGGCUGGGUGUGCCAGGGAAAGGAUCGUGUGCGCUGUUCGCUCUGCAACAAGGAGCUUGUCGUCAAGCUUAACAAGCGUGAGGUCGACGGCAAGGAAGUGCCCGUACUGGUCGCUUCCGACGUUGAGGAAGCCUUGGUGGAGAAGUACUCCGACUUGAUUGUUACAGCACAUCUUGAUCAGUGUCUUUGGAGGAGACGGGGAUGCGACGAUUCAUUGCUGCGACUGUCUCUCACGAACGCCAAGUUGAGCAUGGAGGCGCUGCGACAAAGAUACGACGAGCUCUGCGCCAGGAAAUCGUUCUUGCCGUAUGAGUUCAACCUAAGGCUUCCCGAAGGCUUGAACAUCGACAGCGUUCUUGCUCAACUGCCAGAGGAUUUCUUCACAAACCCGCCGCCCGCCAAGGAUUCGCCAGACCCCAAGCGGCCCAACAAGGUCGCUCUCGCCCUUGCUAUGACAGGCUGGCAAGGUCUGACAAACCCUCGUAUUGGUGCUGUACCAAACUCCGCCUCGUGUCACACGUGCCUGCGAAGACUUGGCCUGUGGAUGUUCAAGAGCAAGGAGGUGAAUGCCGACGGCGAGGUCCUCGUCCCCGCACCAAUGGACCACCUCGAUCCCAUCAGGGAGCAUCGCUUUUUCUGCCCCUGGAAGAACCCGGUCGCACAACGCCUCAGCACCGCUAAGCCAGGAUCCGAGUCGGACAUGGCGGCGUGGAAGUGCUUAGCGCAGGUGCUUAAGAACGACGCCUAUCUACGUGGAGCUCUCGACGACCGCCCAAAGAAUAAGUCUUGGCACAACAGAGGCGCGUCAGUACCUUCCACACCUGUUCGUAAAGGUGGCGGCGCACCCACGACCCCGGGCGGACCAUACGACUCUCCCAGUGCGGCUACGGAACCAGCUGGCAAAGAUGACGAAAAGUCCCGAGACGCAAAGGACAAGGAGCGGUGGGCUCGCUUGCGGAGAGUCAAGAGUCUGUUCGAGUCGAAGAAUGCGAAGAAGAUCCGUAGAACGCUUAGUAGGCCGGGAACGGCGCGUUCGACUGCAUCGGCAGCGACGGUGGCCACGGCGGCUACCGCUGCUACAACGGGGCAAGAAAAGGAGACUGAGAAGGCUUGA
Messenger RNA from Colletotrichum chrysophilum, 1590 nucleotides. RefSeq lists its product as uncharacterized. Gene Ontology annotation, cellular component: nucleus. The coding region runs from base 1 to 1590 and encodes 529 amino acids. The transcript has 3 exons. The record is from RefSeq and is a predicted model, not a curated record. NCBI's taxonomy places the organism in Eukaryota, Fungi, Ascomycota, Sordariomycetes, Glomerellales, Glomerellaceae. Gene Ontology annotation, molecular function: zinc ion binding.